Messenger RNA from Callorhinchus milii (elephant shark), 702 nucleotides. RefSeq names its product ATP synthase membrane subunit c locus 1 (gene atp5mc1). Lineage: Eukaryota; Metazoa; Chordata; Chondrichthyes; Chimaeriformes; Callorhinchidae. Gene Ontology annotation, molecular function: proton transmembrane transporter activity. The record is from RefSeq and is marked provisional. Gene Ontology annotation, biological process: proton transmembrane transport; proton motive force-driven ATP synthesis.
AAAAAAAAAAGAAGCUGAGAGCAGACACCGGCCACCGAGACACCCCCCGCCCGCCGCCCGCCCGCGCCCGCUGAAAAUAUGAUGUAUGCCUGUGCUAAAUUUGUCUCCUGCCCUGCUGUGGUCCGCAGCACUUCAAGGACAUUCCUCCGGCCAGUGUCAGCUUCCGUCUUCGGCAGACCAGAGGUCAGAGGUGAACAAGCUCAGCCUGUUCCCUCACACAGUGGGAAUGCCCUGCUGCAGGUAGCGCGGCGAGAUUUCCAGACCAGCGCCAUCGCGCGGGACAUCGACACAGCAGCCAAGUUCAUUGGAGCCGGAGCCGCUACAGUCGGGGUCGCCGGCUCUGGGGCCGGGAUCGGGACCGUGUUCGGCAGCUUGAUCAUCGGCUAUGCCAGAAAUCCGUCCCUGAAACAACAGCUUUUCUCCUACGCCAUCCUGGGCUUCGCCCUGUCUGAGGCGAUGGGUCUGUUCUGUCUGAUGGUCGCCUUCCUGAUCCUGUUCGCUAUGUAAUGUCGAUUCUCUCAGCAGAAGCGAGAAGAUGGCCGUGGAAGAAUAAAUUAUUGUGGUGCGCAGGAUUGGCACUGGGAAGGAAAGCCACUGUCGACCCCAAGUGUCCCCAGUGAUGUAAUCUUUUUCCAAUUCCAAUUGUGUAAGAACUUUUGAUUUAGCCUCUAACAGGAUCUCUGAAUAAAACGGUUGAAUGUC